Messenger RNA from Nannochloropsis gaditana CCMP526, 1472 nucleotides. RefSeq names its product s-adenosylmethionine mitochondrial carrier protein. Gene Ontology annotation, molecular function: S-adenosyl-L-methionine transmembrane transporter activity. The transcript has 3 exons. Gene Ontology annotation, cellular component: mitochondrial inner membrane. The record is from RefSeq and is a predicted model, not a curated record. The coding region runs from base 123 to 1472 and encodes 449 amino acids.
ACAAAGGAAACCUCGGAAACGGAACUAGCACAUCAGUUGGGCCUAAGAGGCGUCCGUAAGCUGUGCCUGCGGCUUCUCAGCACGUGGCUGGCGGGAAGACGCUGAGAAGCGCGUGGGGAUUGAUGGAGUUGCCUCGGGGGGGCCGCCGACAGCCAUCAAGGAGAAAAGGUCGCAUGGCACUAAAUAAUCUGCCGACGAUGCCUCCCUUCGAAUGCAUUACAAUCAUUCUGGGCAUGCUCUGCAGCUGUCUAGAAGGUAGCCAUGAACCUCCACCUGUGGCAGCGUCUGUCCUACGCCUGAACGAUCGCAACAGUAGCGACGACAAAGACCCUCUCGGUCGUUCAAAUCACACGCUCUCUACCCCUCUCGACCGGACCCGCGCACCAUGUCGCGACAAGAGUCAGCACGAGAUGGAGUACUUCGACGGCGAACAGAGGCCAGGAAUCUCCAUGAAGCACGCGCGUGUGCUUCAAGGGAUCGCCGUGCUUGGGCUGGUUGUGGGCGGCAUCGUGCUUGUAGGGGCGACUGAGAACUUUCAGCACGCCCCCGAAACGGCGCUCUUGCUGCCUCCCUCGUACUCCUUUCAGAAGAGCUUGCUGGCCGGCAGCAGGCCGUUCUCCUUCGCCAACACUCCGAAGGAGAAGGUAGCCGGGGGGAGGGGCAGGGGGCGGAAGCGGCAUCGAGAGAGGGGGAUCGCUUCGAGGCGGUGGCAAACGCGCGAGCAACGUGAAGAAGGCAAUCUCUUCGACGGCUUGCUGCCCAUGCUGCUGAUCGCCGGGCCCGCGAAUGCCGCCUUCUUUGUCACCUACGACUACCUGGGAGCUUUGGCCACCGCCCUGGGGGCCUCGCCCAAAGGCCACCUCUUCAUCGAGCUGGCCGCCUCCCUCUUGGCGUCCUUGCCGUCCAAUUUGAUCCGGAUCCCCGCCGAGGUGACCAAGCAACGAGUGCAAGCUGGGCAGGCUCCGAAGGCUGUGGUGGCCGCAGCCACGAUUUUGAAGACGGAGGGCCCGCUGGGCCUCUAUGUCGGCGGAGGUGCGCAUCUCCUUCGAGAGAUUCCCUUCAAUGCCGUCCAGUUCUUGGCCUACCGCAACCUCAAGGACGUUCUGGUGGCCACUCAGGGGGGGACGCCUGCCUCGGUUUCUGCGAAAGCCAUUCUGGGGGCGGCGGCUGCGGGGCUCGCGAGCCUGUGCACACAGCCGCUUGACACGGUCAAGACUGCUCAAAUGCUGAACGUGAAGAAAAGAAGAGCCUUGGAAGGGGAGCUGCGGGAAAAGGAAGAGGUUGAGGAGACGUACUGGGGGAGCGCGUCGCGAAUCUAUCGCUUGUUUGGCCUGCCAGGACUUUACUUGGGGUCGGCUCCCAGAUUCUCCUUGUGCGCGGUGGGAGGUGCGUUCUAUUUCUUUGCAAAUGAGUGGGCAAAGAAUGUCCUAAGCACAGGUGGUGUGCAUUUCCCGGACAUGUGGCCCAAGUAG